Molecule: messenger RNA, 865 nt
Organism: Venturia canescens
Lineage: Eukaryota; Metazoa; Arthropoda; Insecta; Hymenoptera; Ichneumonidae
Exons: 4
Coding region: 154-654 (166 amino acids)
Biological process (GO): extrinsic apoptotic signaling pathway
Molecular function (GO): CD27 receptor binding
Source: RefSeq, a predicted model, not a curated record
CGAAUAGAUUAUUAUUUUUUUUUCAUUUGCCAUGUCAGAAUAUCGUUUUCCUUAGCGUCUUUUAUAAAUUAAACGACAAUUCUUAUUUAUUUGCGAUUUAUUAUUUUAUUUGAUAGUAAUUAUUGGAUAAAAUUAAAUUUCGUAACGAAAAUUAUGCCGAAACGAGACUGUCCCUUCGAAGAUCAUCACCUGUUACCCCAGUUGAAAGUACACGUUGGUCAGAAACACGUUAAUAACGGCGUCAAUAAGCAUCGAGAAAUGAGUAAAGUUUACGAAAGGACUCUCAGCUUGUUGAAACACGGCAGUAAAGAGUUUGACCGAAAAUUGUCGAUUAACCAAGAAAGUGAAACGAAAAUGGUCUCUCCACAAAAGAAUCAUCAAGGCAAGACAUCUGGUCUCAAACAAAUGAUCUUUGAUGACAAGUUGAAACUUCAGUCUACUGAACAUAACAUUGAAGUAUCGGAACAAGAAACUUGUCAAGCAUGUAAAACCUUGGCUAUUGUUGCUUACACGAGAUGCUUUUACUGCAAUAAUUUCAAAUGCAGCGAUUGCCUGAAGGCAUGCACCAAGUGUGAGGAAGAUUUUUGCAACAAAUGUUCACUGAUUGUCUACGAAGGGGGAGAACACACAGAAUGUCUUGCCUGUUACCGUUGAAGGUUGAAAAACUUAUCUCAUUUCAUUCUCAAAAUGUUUGCUCUCCAUCCUCUCAACUGAAUUGUGAUAUACUGGUAUUAUUUAUUUAUUCCACUUUUGAAAGAUGAUUAUUGUAUUUUGAAGGUUGUGUAAAAAUGCAUGCUCGAUUUUGUACUAUUAUUUGAUUAAAGUAUCAAUUGAAUUGAAUAAAUUUGCUUCUUUGCACAUUUAA